Molecule: messenger RNA, 704 nt
Organism: Arabidopsis thaliana (thale cress)
Lineage: Eukaryota; Viridiplantae; Streptophyta; Magnoliopsida; Brassicales; Brassicaceae
Gene: TRX1
Product: thioredoxin H-type 1
Exons: 3
Coding region: 155-499 (114 amino acids)
Cellular component (GO): cytoplasm
Molecular function (GO): oxidoreductase activity, acting on a sulfur group of donors, disulfide as acceptor; protein-disulfide reductase activity
Source: RefSeq, marked reviewed
AAUUAUGGGAAACAAAAUCACGCGUCGAAUAAAGUAGAAGAGAAAAACUAUUGACGGGCAAAAUUGGGAUUGGUAGGUGACGCGCAUGCUAAGUAAUUGAAAAAAAAAAAACACAAGAGGAGAAGAAACAGAACAGAGAAGAAAAAGAGAGAAGAUGGCUUCGGAAGAAGGACAAGUGAUCGCCUGCCACACCGUUGAGACAUGGAACGAGCAGCUUCAGAAGGCUAAUGAAUCCAAAACUCUUGUGGUGGUUGAUUUCACGGCUUCUUGGUGUGGACCAUGUCGUUUCAUCGCUCCAUUCUUUGCUGAUUUGGCUAAGAAACUUCCUAACGUGCUUUUCCUCAAGGUUGAUACUGAUGAAUUGAAGUCGGUGGCAAGUGAUUGGGCGAUACAGGCGAUGCCAACCUUCAUGUUUUUGAAGGAAGGGAAGAUUUUGGACAAAGUUGUUGGAGCCAAGAAAGAUGAGCUUCAGUCUACCAUUGCCAAACACUUGGCUUAAGCUUUCCACUCUUAUAUAUCUCUUAAGAUGUUGGAUUAAUUGUUCUAUUACUCUUGACAUGUUAUAACUUGUUCCCCUUUGUUAUGGUUCCGGUCUAUAAUCUCAUCUGACUAUUUGAAGCUGAAAAUUGCUUUGCUUAUCCAGUAAAUCAAUUACUUUGUGACUUCAAAGUAUAUUUGAAAACUAAUUUCUACAUUAUGUCCUC